Molecule: messenger RNA, 2820 nt
Organism: Laccaria bicolor S238N-H82
Lineage: Eukaryota; Fungi; Basidiomycota; Agaricomycetes; Agaricales; Hydnangiaceae
Product: actin cytoskeleton organization protein
Exons: 19
Coding region: 1-2820 (939 amino acids)
Biological process (GO): N-terminal peptidyl-methionine acetylation
Cellular component (GO): cytoplasm; NatB complex
Molecular function (GO): protein-N-terminal amino-acid acetyltransferase activity; protein binding
Source: RefSeq, a predicted model, not a curated record
AUGUCCACUGCUGCGCUAGACAGACAGAUUCGCCCUAUUUAUGAUGCCCUAGAUACGGGUUCCAACAAAUCUGCAAUCGUUGCUUGCAAUAAGCUUCUUAAAAAGCAUCCCAAAAACGAGCUGGUCAAGGCUUUGAAGGCACUUGCCCUUGUUCGAUCGCAAAAAGUAGAAGAGUCGCUAGUUCUCUGCGAUGAAGUUCUAGAAGAAAAACCCACAAGUGAUGCUGUACUGACAGCGAUGAUGCACGUCCUGCGUGGGCUAGGCAGGCAUAAUGACAUGGUGACCAUGUUCGAAGAAGCGUACAAGCAACAACCCACAAACGAGGAGCUCGGUGUGCAAACCUUUUUCGCAAAUGUCCGUGCAAACCACUGGAAGUCAGCACAACAGAUCGCGACACGUAUGCACAAGCAGUUUCAGGAGGACCGAUAUCUGUAUUGGAGUGUUAUUAGUUCCGUUCUUCAGGCGAAAGAUGCUUCAACACCAAAAACGAUGCGCACAAUCCUUUACAAACUCGCACACAGAAUGAUCACCUCGUCUCCAACACCUCCCUACCUCAACGCAGAUCGGUUCCAUCUUCAUCUUUCAAUUCUCAGUGAAUUGGAGCUUUUCGACGAAGCUCGUAAAUUGCUCGACAGCGAAGUUGGCAGAAAUAUAUGUGCCACUAGUCUGUCGUGUAACGAAGUACGCCGGGAACUUUGGAAACGACAGGGACUGGUGCGGGAAGAAGGAGAGCGCGCCGAGAAGCUUAUUAAGGAGAAGGGGGAUCGCAAUUGGCUCGAAUUUCUGGCCGUUCUCGAUGCCACGUUUGAUUGCCUUGUCAUUUCUCCAACGGACGUGGCUCCGACGACACUGGAAGAUGCUAAAAAGGAGUGUGCAACGAGAGUACAAGAGACGCGUGUGCUUUUUACGCGGGUGGCAGAGGAGGACGGUUCCAAGGAUCGUUCCGGCCUUCUGGCUUUGUUGGAACUGGAAAAACGGGCCAGAGAUCAUGGUGUGUCUGAAGAACCUACUCGUUUGGUUGACCUCAUGGAGAGAUACUUCAACGAGAUUGGCGAUAAAGUAUGCUGCUUCGAAGAUCUAAAGCCCUACACUUUAUUGGGAAGCGAUGAACACUGCAGAUGGAUCGCUUUCUUAGAGCGCGUGCCCUCUAUGUUUUCGUCGAUUGACGGUCUUCGCAGGUUCAUCAAUGCAUACAAGUUCCUACGACAUUCCCUCACGUCCUCAGAAAUAACGGCGGACACGGAAUCUGCUCGCGUAGCUCUUUAUGCGAAGAAAUAUAUGGAAGCACUGCCAUUGGGAUCUGACCUGCCUACUACAGAGCUUCAACCCGCGGAUGAUUUGGUGCUACUGGCAGGGAACACGUUUAUCAGUCUUUGGAAGCUGACAGAGGAUGAUAACAAUCUGUUCAAAGCCGCUUCACUUCUUGAAUUUGCGUUGACGAAGAGCAAACAGUCCUUCUUGGUUCGAUUAAUGCUGAUUCGAGUAUACCGCCUACUUGGUGCCCCAAGCCUAGCACUGGAGCAUUAUCGUGCCAUGCACGUUAAGCAAGUCCAACACGAUACGUUGUCGCAUCUGAUUCUCUCACGAGCAUCCACCUUUUCCCUUGCUGCCAUGGGUGAUCUCACACUGGCGACCGAGUGCUUGGAAUCAACGCAAAUAUACCUAAGCAAUUCCCAAGAGACAGGCGACUUCGUGGUCCGAGCAUUUACAGGAGAAAAGUACUCACAGAUACCACAAUUUAUACUCUUUGAGGAUCGGCUCGAAAACUCUCUACAACGUGACACGGUAAAAGUGGAACACCUCCGCAUGCGACUUACCCAUGAACCGAUAACUUCUGAUAUAAUCGACAUGGAGUUGAUUGAACUUAAGUUCAUCUUUGACAGAACACAUCACGAUAACCGCGAUUUCGAUAUACUCCCGAGCUACCAACCUCGAAUAUCUCCAAACCUCAAUGAACUAACGUUGCUUCUAGGCAGGCCUGAAGGGCAUGGUUGGCUCUCCACGUUCCUCCAAGUUUAUAUUCGGGCGUUUCAACAAAGCAGUGACUUGGAUGACACCGUGGAAGAGAAGUUGUUAAUUGGCGAUCGACCAAAACAAACCGCCGACUAUGAUCGGCAUCUGUCACUUCGAGAGCGUCUCUGCGAGCAAAACGAGGAAUAUUUGAAAACUCUGACAUCGGAUGAGCUGGCAUUUGUUCACUACGCAAGGGCUCUUGCAGACUGGCUUGAGCCCUACCAUGACUAUACCCGCCCUCCUCCGGCCGCGGUAUUGGCCGAGGCUGCGAAACAAACAGAGCUUAAGACGGGACAUCCAUUGAAAGGUAUUGAUAUCCCGCCCAACGGCGCAUCUCACGGGCAGAAGAAAGACGAGGAACCUCCCGCGGUUCGGGACCCCCCUGAGCUUGUGGUUAAGCAUUUUGAGAAACUGAAAAUGCGAUUCGAGGAGGUUCAAAGCAAAUCUCCUGUUGAUGUUCUACAUGUUGCCACCCUUGCGCAAGAGGCCUAUUUGCUCUUUAUUAUUGAGAGCCUUCGUUUCAAACCUGCAUCUGUCGUCAAGGUCAACAAGCUCGGUGGUCUCGUGUCAAGCUUUAAAUGUAUCCGCACUGGGGCUAUUUCCGUCCUUAAAGAAAUAUCUUCGGAGUUGAUCAAAAGGGCCGACUUUGAAGGAACAUCGGAAGGCCCCAAGUGCUUCAUUGGCCUUGAAGAGCUGGAUCCUGAUUUUGUUCUUGGGUUAUCCAAGAAAGUGAUUGAUGCGCGUAAAAAAGUGUUUGAAGGAGUUGGAAAAGGGCUGGGGCGAAUUACUGCAACAUAUGCAUCUUAA